Molecule: messenger RNA, 1952 nt
Organism: Armigeres subalbatus
Lineage: Eukaryota; Metazoa; Arthropoda; Insecta; Diptera; Culicidae
Product: ubiquitin domain-containing protein 1
Exons: 5
Coding region: 740-1477 (245 amino acids)
Molecular function (GO): protein binding
Source: RefSeq, a predicted model, not a curated record
GUGCGAGCUCUUCUGCCCAACCAACUAAAGCCAAAAUUACUCGAACAGCUAGAAGAGUCGGUCGGUGUGCUUGCGAGGAUGAGUGAAAAAAAUGCACUGUAAAUCGCGGUGGCGGUGCCUUUGCGGUUCUGAUUAGUCCAAAAUUGGUUACGCGAAACGUGUGAGAAUCGGUGGUCGCGGAAAUUGUGCGUGGUUUCUCCUUCCGGGUGGUGAAAAAACGAUGAAAAGCUGCGAGAUCAUUGCCAGCAGCAGCAGCAGCACUUUCGUCAUCAUCAGUGGCAGUAGGAUCUCGUCGUCAUCAUCGUCAUCGAAGCAGCCACAAAAUAGCAACAGCAGCAACAAAACCUUCAGAAAGUCAGAUUUAGAAGAUCGCCGUCCAUCAUGGAGGAAAAGAAGUAGGAAGUAGUGGGACAGCAAAAUUUUAUACUUUUAAAUAGUUUGGUUUUUUAAUAUUAAAAGUGUGUAAAUAGUGAUUCGCGGAAGAAAAAUGUUUCUGUCGAUUCAUCUGUCGUAUACGACAACACAACUACGCUAGUGCAAAAUUAUUCAAUCGUACACAGAAGAUUUCAGCAGCCGCCUUUGAGCAACGAAAAGGAAGGAAACAAAUCGUCAAUCAAACGGGAAGCAAAACAAUUCAGACGCCGAGAUUCGCAAUUAUUCGCUUUUGCACAGAGUAACGACCGCAGCAUCUGCAUCUAGCGCCUUGUAACCGAAUGAGAUUUUCGCUGCAAUUACGACCAUGGGCAAUUGCAUUGGAAUUAAUCGGAAUGAUCCGGAAACCCUCGAUACCGGAUCCGCCAACGUAACCCGGCCAGUGACGGGAAAUACAUCCAGCUACGUCGGUACCCAGCGCAAAAACCAUCCGCUGUGCCACGAAACGAUCCGCUGGAAAUCGGAAGUGCCAUUAACGGAGGGUCAGCUGCGCAGUAAACGGGACGAGUUCUGGGACACGGCCCCAGCGUUCGAAGGGCGCAAAGAAAUUUGGGAUGCGCUGCGGGCAGCGACCAGUGCCGCGGAAGCGCUCGACUUCCAGCUGGCGCAGGCCAUCCUCGACGGGGCCAACAUUUCCGUUCCCAAUGGAUACCUCACCGAGUGCUACGACGAGCUCGGAUCGCAGUACAAGCUCCCGAUCUACUGCUUAUCAUAUCCGAUCAACAUAGUUAAGGAAGAUUACGGACGUGACUCGCCUGCCGAAUACUCGGAACCCGUGGAUGGAGGCAUUGAAGUCAUCCUAAAGCUAAGGCUUUCGUCCACAUGUACAGAUGUUAAAUUACCAGUUUAUUCUAAAGACACAAUCGGUCAAUGUAAAAAGAAACUUCAGGCCCAGGAAGGAAUCGAUGCAUUUACUCAGCGAUGGUUCUACGGGGGUAAGCUGCUAGGUGAUAAGAUGCACAUCGAUGAGGCCCACAUACAGCCCGGCUACAUAGUGCAGGUUAUUGUAAAUACCGAAAAACAAUCGUCGCUGGCGAUUAGCUAGCCAAGAAACAAUCGUCACUCGCAAUCACACACCGAGGUGCGAUGCGGCCGAAUCAGGGGCACCGUUUCAAUGAAUGGGUUGGCGCGGUGGCGGUGGCGCGGUAGUAUCAGUUCUGGUACCGAGUUCGUUGUCGGGCGCCAAGGCCUGCCCGAGUCGAAAUGUGUUAAUAUAUGCUAAAUACUAUUCAAAUUGAAGUUUUAUGAAUUCGAUCAAUCUUGCUCUUGAAAUUCGCACAUGCUCGCAGCUGCUGCCUUUAAGGGGAAGCAUGGUUGUGUUACGAUUCAGCUGCUAUUCGCAGGUUUCAGGACGGUGGAAACUUAUUAUAAAAAAGAGUUAAACCUAUUGAGUAACGCUGAUGAUUCAAAUGUAGUGGGAGGAGAGAAGCGAAAAUAGUUUAAGUAAUCAAAUAGUUAUUACAAUUACUGAUAAGAGGUAAUUAAUAUAUUAUUGAGAGACAAAACAUAUUUAAAUUUUA